Salvia hispanica is the source of this 1765-nucleotide messenger RNA. RefSeq lists its product as uncharacterized. The record is from RefSeq and is a predicted model, not a curated record. Gene Ontology annotation, biological process: N-acetylglucosamine metabolic process. Lineage: Eukaryota; Viridiplantae; Streptophyta; Magnoliopsida; Lamiales; Lamiaceae. Gene Ontology annotation, molecular function: beta-1,4-mannosylglycoprotein 4-beta-N-acetylglucosaminyltransferase activity. Gene Ontology annotation, cellular component: membrane.
GCACAUAGUCUUCGAUCCUAAGAAAAAUUGCAAAAAGAUUACAGAAGUACUACUUUUUUUUCUUUUGAAAGAGAGAGAGAGAAAAAGGAAACUGGUGAGAUAAAAACCAAACCAUUCUCGAGGAGGAUUGCCCGUUUUUAGGAACAUCAAAUUUCCCCUGUUUUUCUCUCCCAAUUCUGUCUUUUUCUUUUUGGAGGAGUCUUAAAAAAUUCAUAAUCUUUUUCUUUCUCUCCUCUUUCCUCCGCUUAUUUAUGAUCACGACUUUUGAUGUGUAUGCAAUCGCGGAGGAGGAAUGAAGAGCCAUUUCUAGAGAGAGAGAGUGAGAGAGAGUUGAUCAUUGUUAUUGUUAUACUUGCUCAAAGGGUUAGAUGCUUUUUUGGUCCUCUCUCUCCGCUUUUGCUGUUUUUUCCAGCAAGCAUCGUUAAACAUGUUGAGAGUCCGAUGGUUGUUCCUAGGGCUCGAUUUGAGGGCGUUGCUCUUCCUAUGUUUAGUCAUUCCCUCCGGCAUAGUAGGCAUAUACCUCCACGGCCAGAAGAUAACCUAUUUCCUCCGGCCAUUGUGGGAGUCCCCUCCGAAGCCCUUCAUAACGCUAACUCAUUACUACCAUGAGAAUGUUUCCAUGGAGACUCUCUGCAGGCUUCACGGGUGGGGGGUCCGGGACUUCCCUAGGCGUGUCUAUGAUGCUGUCCUCUUCAGCAACGAGGUCGACAUGCUCAAGAUCCGGUGGAACGAGAUGUAUCCUUACAUCUCGCAGUUUGUGCUGCUUGAGGCCAACUCCACCUUCACUGCCCUCCCAAAGCCCCUCAACUUUGCCUUAAACAGAGACAAGUUCAAAUUCGUUGAGCCUAGGCUGACCUAUGGAAUGAUUGGUGGGCGGUUCAGGAAAGGCGAGAACCCCUUCGUUGAGGAGGCGUACCAGAGGCUGGCCCUCGACCAGCUGCUGAGAAUCGCAGGGAUAGAAGACGAUGACCUCCUUGUCAUGUCGGAUGUUGAUGAGAUCCCUAGCCGGCACACCAUUGAUCUACUGAGAUGGUGUGAUGACAUCCCUCCGGUUCUUCACCUCCAGUUGAAGAACUACCUCUACUCGUUUGAGUUCUUGUAUGAUCUCCGAAGCUGGAGGGCCUCGGUCCAUAGGUACCAAAGGGGGAAGACGAGGUAUGCUCAUUACCGCCAGACGGAUUACCUCUUGGCGGACUCUGGCUGGCAUUGUAGCUUCUGCUUUCGUUACAUAAGUGAUUUCAUCUUCAAGAUGAAGGCGUAUAGCCACACGGAUCGAGUGAGAUUCUCUCACUACUUGAGCCCGAAGAGGAUUCAAGAAGUGAUCUGCAAAGGGGCUGAUUUGUAUGAUAUGAUACCGGAGGAGUACACGUUUAGAGACAUCAUUGGGAAGAUGGGCCCGAUUCCUCACUCUCACUCAGCUGUCCAUCUGCCCUCGUUCCUGCUGGAGAAUGCGGAUGAAUACAAGUACCUUCUACCCGGGAACUGCAUCAGGGAGAGUGGCUGAGGGUGGUGAGCUUCGAUUCUUGCUAUGAUUAGGCAACGGGGCAAGGGAGACUAGUGUACGUAGGUGAUCUUUAUACGAGAGCUAGAUACAUUCGGUUUUUGGUUCGAUUUGAAAGAUGCGCUCUCUCUGUCUCGCUUUGCUCGCUUUGGAUUGUGUUUUGGUUGGUUUCUGGCUGUGGAACAAUGUGUAUGUUCAUUUGAUUUUUUGCAGUUUUUGAUGCUUAUUUUGUAGAGUAUUUAUCAAUGUAUGCUCUUUGUUGCA